Molecule: messenger RNA, 414 nt
Organism: Aspergillus sclerotioniger CBS 115572
Lineage: Eukaryota; Fungi; Ascomycota; Eurotiomycetes; Eurotiales; Aspergillaceae
Product: 25S rRNA (uracil2843-N3)-methyltransferase
Exons: 1
Coding region: 54-386 (110 amino acids)
Source: RefSeq, a predicted model, not a curated record
GAACAGCGCUGGUGACGUUGAUGUUUACGUUGAAUGAAUUGUUUUCGACGUCCAUGGCUAAGGCGACGGGGUUUUUGCUUCGGUUGACGGAUAUGUUGAGGCCCGGGACGGUGUUGUUGGUGGUGGAUAGUCCGGGGAGUUAUUCGACGUUGAAGUUGGGGAAGAGUGGGGAGGGGGAGGAGGUGCGCGAGAGACAGUAUCCGAUGAAGUUCUUGUUGGAUCAUACGUUGCUUUCGGUGGCGGAGGGCAAGUGGGAAAGGGUGUUGUCGCAGGAUUCGAGAUGGUGGAGGAGGGAUGCGGCGAGGUUGAGGUAUGAGGUUGGAGAGGGGGCUGGGUUGGAGGAUAUGAGGUAUCAGGUGCAUGUGUAUCGGAGGUUGGAGGGUUAGAUGUGUGGAUACUUACGAUUUGUAUGAC